AUGGCCGAUCCGACGCCAAGACCGAUGCACAUGCUCGAUGUGGCCGACAUUGCAGCAUCCUCUUACAAUCCAUCGGCACUCUCUCAUCUGCCGCGCCCAAUCCCCAAAGACUUACCUCGCGGCUUUGAUUCCACAGUAUUCACAUUUAACGAUGCCUUUGAAGACCUCCUCGAGGUAUCACGCGGCAACGCACUGCCGUCCAUUCAGACCCGCUAUGACCAGAGUCGCCUCCUGAAGCGCAUGUACCCCGACGGCGAGCCAACUUGGUUUUGGGUGCAGCGUCUUCAAUCCCAGGGGCUCGUGGAUAUCCCGUCACCGUGGAUCCAGCCUAUGAUCUCAGGUGCAAACUGGGAUCGCCUCCACCGUGAAUUGGAACAAAGGGCCGGCGAUGUUUGGCGCAAUUUGCGAAGUGCCUGGGACGCCGAGGCGCAGAAACGUCCAUCAACAGAAUCAGACAAGACGAAGACGACAGAAAACUGGUGGGGAGAUAGGGAAUCCAUCAAGUUCUCAGAAGGCGAAAAGAAGGGUCCGAAUGACUUUGAUGAACUCUUCUCAUGGGUCCAAUCUGGCGUGAAGCAAGCCGAGUCGGGCUUCAAUACCUUUGUCAAGACAUUAGAUGGCAGAGGCCCUCAAGGCAACACUGACGACCUCAACACCAAGAGGGUAGAAACCACAGACGAGCAUGUCGACAGAUUUGGCUACGUUCACACAACACGCAAGGUUAAAAUCAUUGACAGUGAGGGCAAGGAAAUCGGGACCGAGAUAUACAAAACUAUUAAGCCUGCAAAGAACGAUGAGACAGAGAGCUCCACGGGGACUAAAGACAAGGAGAAUUCAAACUCGAGAUGGGGGAGAUAG
Molecule: messenger RNA, 858 nt
Organism: [Torrubiella] hemipterigena
Lineage: Eukaryota; Fungi; Ascomycota; Sordariomycetes; Hypocreales; Clavicipitaceae
Source: the annotation of a GenBank genome assembly